This is a messenger RNA of Schizophyllum commune H4-8, 2820 nucleotides long. RefSeq lists its product as uncharacterized. The transcript has 3 exons. The record is from RefSeq and is a predicted model, not a curated record. The coding region runs from base 1 to 2820 and encodes 939 amino acids. Lineage: Eukaryota; Fungi; Basidiomycota; Agaricomycetes; Agaricales; Schizophyllaceae.
AUGCAACACGCAGUCGCCAUUCACGGGGACAACGACCUUCGAAAGGCUAUCCAUGACUUUAAGAAAAUACAGUUCUGUGACAUCUGCGACUUCGUCACUGAUGACGGUGAACCCGCGAUCAAUCAACACCACAAUUAUCAUGUUCACCGGAAGCCGUACAUCUGCACGGUGUUUGCAAACAAUAUCAUAUGCGACAAAAGAUUCUACGGCUGCCCAGACCUCAACAAACAUCGCAGGAAGGUGCACGGUCUGGGGAUGCUUUACUCUACGACAACGGAUCAGAUGAAGUGUGAUUAUGACGCUUGGUUUAUUCGAGCAAGGGAGGCAGAGAUUCAUCGGGCAGUAUUACGAAGCUCUGCGCCAUCGGCGACAGAGCCGCGCCCUGCACACGCGCCCUGCGAUCCUGCUCAGCCCGAGGUAUCCGAGUCUCCUCGGCAGGAUUCCCGGCAGCGAAGACACGCCCGCCACGCGGCACGCACACCACCUACAUAUCUGCCGCCUUGCAGUCCACCUGCAGCGUCCACGUCCUCCCAUAACACCCCUUCUGGUCGUGCAUCGCGGUCGGAAGGGAGGGCACCACCUCGACGGCGUGGCUCCUGGGGACGGCCACCUGCGCAGCCACGGGGAGAGCCAGCGCAGCUGCCCCUGUCGUAUGCGCCCUCGAACGCCUUCAAGGGGAAUCCAAUGCACGACGCCACGCAUCCUGUAUCGCAUGUUCGAGGGACACCCGCUCUAUUGGGACGCCGAACGUCUCGCCAUGGACCGACAUCCUCGUCGACGUCUCGCGAUGCAAUGGCUCCCUCGACGUCACCCAUGACCUCGUCGAUCGCAGCUGGCUAUAGCGGUCACCCAACGUGGAAUGGCAAUUAUCCGGCCUCGCCUAGCCUGAGUUCGGUGAAUCGCGGUAGAGGCUCUGCGCAUCACGGUAGGGAUCCCGAGCAUCCUGUCUGGGGUCCUGUGGACCAGCAAAGGUCUUCGGCGUAUCCUGAACUCGAACCUGCCUACCAUCCUGCUCCUCCACCUCAGUAUCAUGUCGUUUCUGCGCGGCAUCCUUUCGCUGCUGCCGAAGGCGUCCAACAGCCCAACGGCUUGAACCACCAGCCAAAAGGCUUCGACCAUCCGUCAUACCCGAGCUUCGACCACCCGCAGAACAGCUUGCCUGUGAGCCACCCGCCUCAGACUGACAGCUCCGACGAUCCGUCCGACAGCGUCAGCCACUCGCCGCCUUCGGAACCUAGGAGUCGACCCGCGAAGAAGGCGCGACCCUCGCCGGUGCCGUCGAUCUCUAACACGUCCAGGCGUUCGUCGAUGCCUAGCUCGUCCAGGCGCUCUCCGAUGCCGAAGUCCUCCACGCGGCCUUCGACGCCACGCACCCACACUCGUCGAGGCUCCGGGCCUGUCUCACCAUGGCGAGGCUCUGCACCUGCAUCCGCGGGUUACGGCUCGAGCAGUGAUUUUCCGAGUACUCCCACGUCGUCGCACCCCUCAUCGGAUGUGUUCGCUCCUUCGCCGUACGCGCCUACUCGGAGCACUCACGACUUCGUCAAGGCGACUCAUGCUGCGGAGGCAAGUGGUCCACCACCGUCGUCACGCGCAUCCGCUCUCCACCGGGAGUCCCCUGGCUGGGCGAGCGUUUCUUCGUCUCUGGCCCCUUCGCCGUCACACACGUCUGCCCCGCCAUCUCGACAGGACUCCGCUCCGAGCUCGUACUAUGUCGACUCGAACGGAUGGCCCGCCGCCCCGCCUGCACACCACGCUCGAAGCGUCUCCGAGGGCGCCACGGCAACUUCCGGUGAAUCGAUGAAGGACGCGGAAUUCUCGGUUCAGCUGCUGCAGCGUCCGGAAGUGCAGGCAGUAAUUCAGCGGAUAGCAGUCGCAGCAGCGUUAUCCGCUGCAGAGCAAACUAGGAGUGCGUCUGCGCGUCCCCUGGGCUCACCGUUUAGACAUCCUUCGGAGCCUCGCACACCUGCUCCCAGGGACUCGUCUGCCAGCUCCUCACCAUGGCAUAGUCGAAAUGCUAGCGGGGCGAGUACCCCUCCCUCGGCAUCGGACAGCUCGCUGUAUGCAUCCGACCCAUCAUCUCACCAGGCCUCUGCUCCGGGUUCUGAUCCUGAGCUGAAUGGCUGGCUCGUCGAUACGGCUCCCGUGCAACACGAUGUGGCGUCCCACGACCGUCCGACAGCACCAGCGUAUGGUGAGCCAUGCAGAGGCGAUCCUGCGUCUGAAGUCGGGGCUACGGACCUGAAUAUUGCGAUGCGACAGAUGGCGUUUGGCUCGGCACCGUCGGAGAGCGCGCCUGCGCAUCCCGGGGGCUCGUUUGAACGAAGCGACGCCGGGACCGACUCGUCGCAAGGGCAUGCGCCUCAGCAGGAUCAGGCGCAAAACUUGGGCAUCACGGUGAUGAGUGCUGAUUCAUCUGAGUUACCUCAGGAGUGGCAAGGCUUCUCGCUGCUACCGUCACCACCGUCGGCGAUGCUGGAGUGCCCUCAAACGACCGAAGGCACCGUUCAGGCAGAUGGGCAUGCCGCUGCUCUCGCUGACACAGCGAACAAUCCUAACUGGCACCCGUGGUCAGAAGGCAUGCCGGCGUCAAGUCCCAACCUCGCGCUCCCCGCCCCGGAACCAAACCCCCCAUCCACAUUCCUCCCCGAGUUCGCCGAAAUGCCUUGUCAAGACGGCCAGAGCCUGUCGGGCAACGCGAACUCCCUCCAGGACAAUGCAGCGGGCAUGAGCAUGGGCGACCCAACUUUUCUUAUGGACGAAGAUAUGAUGGACCCGGUGUACAACACUUCUGGUUUUCCUGAUUAUCAGUCCAAUUGA